CUUCACGUAAUAUAGUCACAAGACCUCUCAGCUGAGGCAGCCCUGUUAAUUUUUCUCUUUUCCAAAAAAUAGUUCCAAUUUAAAAAGUUUUAAAUUGCUAUCAAGUUUUUCUUCGUGCAUUAUAAUAGCCAAAAUGGCUAACAUUAACGUAGAAAACGUUAGCAAACUUAUCCCUACACUUGGGGACGAUAAAAUCGAUAUGAUUGCGGCUACUAGCGUGUUACAAAUAAGGGCUAGUGAAAUUCGCCAAACCCAGAUCAACUGGCAGUCUUACUUGCAGUCCCAGAUGAUCACUCAGCGUGAUCAUGAUUAUAUAGUGAAUUUAGACCAGCGUGGUCAGAAGAAUUUGCCAGACCAAAACCCCGAAACCUGUGCAGAUGUCUUCCUCAAUCUGAUCACCCACAUCUCCAAGGAUAAUACUAUCCAGUACAUCCUUGUCCUAAUUGACGAUAUUCUAUCUGAAGAUAAGUCGAGGGUGAAGAUUUUCCGUGAAUCCAGACAUGGUAGUGUCUGGCAACCAUUCUUAAACCUGUUGAACCGUCAAGAUGAAUUUGUACAACAUAUGACUGCUCGUAUUAUUGCCAAGCUUGCAUGCUGGCACUCAAGUCUCAUGGAAAAGAGUGACUUACAUUUCUAUCUGUCUUGGCUGAAGGACCAACUGAAAAUGAAUGCGGAGAAAGUGUCUGCCGAGUUAGAGCAUGCUGAGCAGGUUAUGUUGCUGCACGAGAAACAGCAUUUCGCCGCCGAUAAGCCCAAGCACAAGGAGAGGGACCAUGAGGCAGCCCACGAGAAAUAUUCGAGUCUUUACAGCUCUUUUGAUGAAGCCAAAACUCAUGAGGAAUUGUUGCCCGGUCUACAUAAGAACAAUGACUACAUCCAGUCGGUGGCCCGCUGUCUCCAGAUGAUGCUCCGUGUGGAUGAGUACCGCUUUGCCUUCUUGUCUGUUGAUGGCAUAUCGACUCUCCUCUCCAUCCUCGCGUCCAGAGUUAAUUUCCAGGUGCAAUACCAAUUGGUAUUCUGCCUGUGGGUGCUGACAUUCAACCCGCUGUUGGCGGAGAAGAUGAACAAGUUCAAUGCCAUUCCGAUCCUUGCCGACAUCCUGAGCGACUCCGUCAAGGAGAAGGUCACACGCAUCGUCCUUGCUGUUUUCAGGAACCUUAUUGAGAAGCCUGAAGAUCACCAGGUAGCGAAAGAGCACUGCAUCGCGAUGGUGCAAUGCAAGGUGCUGAAACAGCUGUCGAUCCUAGAGCAGAAGCGCUCGGACGACGAGGACAUCAUGAACGACGUGGACUUCCUCAACGAGCGCCUGCAGGCCUCCGUGCAGGACCUCAGCUCUUUCGACCAGUACGCCACCGAAGUCAAGAGCGGCCGCCUGGAAUGGUCUCCGGUGCACAAGUCGGCGAAGUUCUGGCGCGAGAACGCGGCGCGGCUGAACGAGCGCGGGCAGGAGCUGCUGCGCACGCUGGUACAUCUGCUGGAGAAGAGCCGCGACCCAGUCGUACUCGCUGUUGCCUGCUACGACGUCGGCGAAUACGUGCGCCACUAUCCACGCGGCAAGCACAUUAUCGAGCAGCUGGGCGGCAAGCAGCGUGUUAUGUACCUGCUCAGCCACGAGGACCCUAACGUGCGCUACGAGGCCCUCCUCGCCGUGCAAAAGCUCAUGGUCCACAACUGGGAAUACCUUGGCAAGCAAUUGGAAAAGGAACAGAUCGACAAGCAGACUGGCGGCACCGCCGUGGGCGCUAAAGCCUAACUUGCUUCGUAUGUUAUGGAUUCAGAGUAUUUAAUUGUUGUUUGUUGGUCUUCAAAAUGGGCUUGGCAAUAGCAAUGUUUCAAAUGUAGGCCCCCAUAUAGUAUUACAAGUUGUAUAUAAGCCAUUUAUUUGAGAUAUUAUGUGUCAUACUCAACAGUACCAAAAAUACUGUUUAAAAGAACCUGUAUUACAUAGUUGUAAAUAAACGUAUAUAACUGUUGUAACCAGAUCACUA
Papilio xuthus (Asian swallowtail) is the source of this 1988-nucleotide messenger RNA. It is a transcript of the gene VhaSFD, whose product is annotated as V-type proton ATPase subunit VhaSFD. The record is from RefSeq and is a predicted model, not a curated record. The transcript is spliced from 11 exons. Gene Ontology annotation, molecular function: proton-transporting ATPase activity, rotational mechanism. Lineage: Eukaryota; Metazoa; Arthropoda; Insecta; Lepidoptera; Papilionidae. Gene Ontology annotation, cellular component: vacuolar proton-transporting V-type ATPase, V1 domain; lysosomal membrane. The coding region runs from base 134 to 1753 and encodes 539 amino acids. Gene Ontology annotation, biological process: proton transmembrane transport.